Octopus sinensis (East Asian common octopus) is the source of this 4206-nucleotide messenger RNA. Its product is annotated as inactive tyrosine-protein kinase 7. The record is from RefSeq and is a predicted model, not a curated record. Lineage: Eukaryota; Metazoa; Mollusca; Cephalopoda; Octopoda; Octopodidae. Gene Ontology annotation, molecular function: cell-cell adhesion mediator activity; ATP binding; protein kinase activity. Bases 75 to 3314 code for a protein of 1079 amino acids. Gene Ontology annotation, cellular component: plasma membrane; axon. The transcript is spliced from 19 exons. Gene Ontology annotation, biological process: homophilic cell-cell adhesion; dendrite self-avoidance; protein phosphorylation.
CUCGAUAAUUCUGUUGUGGAUUUCUUCUCGUUUUAGUUUCGGUCUUCGGAGAAGAUUCCUUCUACUUCAGUACGAUGCCAAAAAGUCAGGAUGUUGUUGAAGGUUCUGACUUAACGAUCAAAUGUGAUGUAUCCGACCGGCAACAUAUCGUUUUCCAGUGGAUGUUUCGUAGCAAGAUUUUAUCUAAUACAAGUCGACGUUUUCAAGACAACAGCAACCUACGGAUUUUACGAGUCAGUCAAGAAGAUGACAACGGCCCAUUUACAUGCAUUGCCACCAAUGUAACCACAGGUUUUUCCUUACAGAGUUCGAAUGCUCGUCUCAACAUUCAAUGGAUCAAUGAGACAGCAAAUGUGAUUCUGAAACGUCCAGCUCGAAAUCAAAUCACAGCAGGAUCAGACGUUAUUCUGCGGUGUGUCAUUCAAGGAAACCCGGUACCAUCAAUAUUAUGGUACAGAAACAAAUUCAGGAUAUUUAACACCGACAAAAAUGAGAGAAUAAAAAUAAUGGAGGACGAGAGCCGUUUGAAAUUGUCGCAAGUGACUGCGUCUGAAAAUGGAGUUUACUCAUGUCGUGCAGAAAACAUUGCAGGCGCCAGAGAUUCGAAGAAGAAAUUUUUAUUGAAUGUUGAAGAACCCGGAGUACCACAUUUGGCAGAGGAGAAAUUUUUGGACUAUGUACUAGUCCAGAGAAACCAGCCAGCACGUCUUGAUUGUUUGAUUGUUGGAGCAGCACGAAUUGAAUGGUUUUCUAAUUAUGAAAAAAUUAUUAACAGUUCUAGAUUUGGACCUGGUUUCGAGAGCAACACGUUGGAGGAAAUGAGGUACUAUGUUUUUAGUAAUGGUUCUCUCUUUUUCCCGAGUGUCCAAGCCGAAGACAAAGGAAUUUACCGUUGUGAAGGAAUCAGCGCUCAUCAUCCCAAACAAGUCUUUACAGCAGAACUAGAGAUGGCAUAUCUUGGAGAUUUUACACCAGACCUUUUUGAGCCACGCCUCAUAACAGAUUUUCCAAUGGUUAUCCCAGUUCAUUCUAAAUUCGAGGUGAAAGUUUUCCCAGCUACUGGAAAACCGAAACCAUCUUACAGGUGGUUAAAUAGAAACAACAUGCCAAUUGGUGAAAUGGGUAUGAUUCGAGUGGAAGACAGUACUCUUGUUUUCGAAGAUCCAGAAGAAAUUGAUACAGGCAACUAUACAUGUAUAAUGAGUAACUCUGCUGGCGAGAAAAAACAAAACAUCUGGAUCAUGAUUUCAGUUCCACCAAUCAUCACCAAAGUUCCCCAGCCACGCACAGUUAGCGAAGACAUGAGUGUUAGCUUCUCAUGCAAAGUAAUUGCAACUCCGUACCCAGUGACCACAAUAUUUUGGACGCGAAAUGAUGUCCCUAUCGAUCCGACAACUCCUGGAUUCCGUGUGAACAAAAAAGUAGGAACUCUAUACAUCGCCAGUGCUCAGGCAGAGGAUAGCGGAAGCUAUGCCUGUGUCGCAAAUACCACAGGUCAACCUCUAGUAGUCUCCAGUCGGGCAUAUCUCACAGUAAAAAAAAAAUUACGUUUCAGCCCGGCACCAGAAGAUCACAGACUUGAACUGAGCUUUGAAUCCACAAUAGAAUGUAAAGCCGAGGCAGAAACUCGUCCAGCGAUUACAUGGCUAAAGGAUGGGCGUGAACAGUUCCCUACACACGUCAGCCAAGACAAAGGAGUUCUUUACUUUCACGGUGUGCGCAAGUCUGAUGCUGGGUAUUACACUUGUAUUGCCGUUAGUGAACGCCAAGGUAUCAUAAAUGCCACGAUUACAGUAGAAGUUGUGGAAAAACCAAAAUUUCAAGUGCUACCAAGAAACACCACUGCCUACGAGGGCCGUCGUGUCAUGUUGCAUUGUGUCGCGAUUGGUGACCCCAAACCGUCCGUCUGGUGGGAUAAAAAUGGUGAAGCGAACACGUGGGACUUAGCGAGAUUCGAGAUGCUGGGCAACGGUACCCUUUUGAUAUCUAAGGUAUUCAUGGAAGACAAGGGGCGGUAUGGCUGCACUGCAAACAAUACGGCGGGUCUUCAACGCUACGAAGCUUACCUGGAUGUUGCGAGUGCUGCCGAGUAUGAGAAGACUAUAAAGCAGGAAGACAGUUUCAAUAUGAUGAAGACAGUGAUAAUAGCUGUUUGCAGCGCUGGAGCUUAUCUCGCACUUGUUAUUGGCCUCACGGCCUUCUGUAGUUACCGGCUUUUAAUGCAAAGACGAAACAGGAAAGCGUUUUCACCAAACGCAAAGGGUGAUAAUGGUGACAUGGCCAGGGAACAGCACGAGUUGCUUGUGAAUGACAGGGAUCGGGAAUCCGGACGAGAAUCUGGUACUCAUUUCAAGAGUGACAGCGAUAAUCGAUCUCAUGCCUCCGGUAUGAGUUCCUCUCAUCUUUCUCAUUCUUCCCACUCCUACCAUUCACGUAGCCGCCGCGACAGUUAUGACCGUUACCAUUACCCGAGGCAAAAUCUCCGGACUCUUUACGUAUUGGGAAAAGGUUUGUAUGGUGAUGUCUUUCUAGCCCAGGCUCGCAACAUUCGAGAGUCUGAAAGUGAAAGUUUGGUUGUCGUCAAAUCACUGCUAAAUAAGGACGAACAGCUGUUUUUUGAGUUUAAGCACGAAAUGGAUAUGUUUUCACGCCUGGAACAUCCAAAUAUUACCAAGCUUCUUGGUGUCUGCCGCGAAGCAGAACCAAACUUCAUGAUUACAGAAUAUUGUGACUGGGGAGAUUUGAAACAAUUUCUUCUUGCUACAAGAAACGACAAUGGAAAACGUAUUGCUCGUGCCCCACCACUGACAAUUCCACAGAAACUGAAUCUAUGUCGACAGGUAUCAAUGGGAAUGGAACACUUGGCUAGCAACCGAUUCAUUCAUAAAGAUUUAGCAUCAAGGAAUGUGUUGCUAACAAACAGACUAGAUGUAAAGAUAUCGUUGUUGUCACUGUGUCGUGAUGUGUAUGCCCAGGAGUAUUACCCACAUUUUCAAUGUCUCAUUCCAUUACGGUGGAUGCCACCCGAGGCCGUUUUAGAUGAUGAAUUCUCAACUAAAAGUGAUGUGUGGUCGUUUGGAGUUUUUAUGUGGGAAGUUUUUCAUCUGGGAGAGUUGCCUCAUAAGUCAAAGACCAACGAGGAAUUACUUAAAUGUAUCAAAGUCGAUGACAUCUCCCUAGAUAUCUGUGACCAAUGCUUGCCAGGAAUAGCUGAAUUGAUCAGGAAGUGUACACAACUUAAUGCUAAAGACAGACCCCAGUUCAACGAAAUAAGUACUGCUCUAGGAGAGCUUAAUACAGAAAACAAUGUUUGAAGGGUGAGAAAGAGUUUUUUAAAAAAAAAACUACACGUAAAGAUCCAAUAACAUUUAAAAAUAGAUAAUAAAUAAAAGAAAAUUCAUAUUCACAAGGAAAAAAUUGGAAAAGCCCAGGAUUAAAAAAAUAUAUAUGUAAUAUCACAAUUAAUAAACUACUUUGAUUAUGGCACUAAUAAAAGAAAAGAAAAGAAAAGAGAACCUGAAUAAGCCAAUUCAGAUUUCUCAUUAUUUUUAUUUGUGUCAUUUAAUAUACUCGAGAUGGUCGAGUGAGACAUAUUGUUUUUUCUAAGAAACAUUGAAUACAAGAAACCAGUGAGUGAAAACUGUUGAACUGUUCACGAGAAGUUUGUUGUAGACUAACUUUAUCAAAAUUGAUAUCUGUGAAACCAAAAUUAAAAAAAAAAAACAAUAAAUGAAAAAAGAAAAUUUAAAUGAACGUCACAAAAACAACAAUACCAAAAAAAAACAAAACAAAACCCAACAAGAUUUUAAAUUAAAAAUAUUUACAUAUGAAAACAUAUGAAAUAUUUCAACGAUUUUUUUUUUUUUUUAAAUAUAUAUUUAAGGGCAGAUAAAGUGGAGGAAGACCAUGAAUAAUGAUUGUGAAUGAUCUUAGAGUGGGUAAUAAAUCAUGAGAAAUAACAUAAAAAUAAAUAUGAUAAAAAUUAAUAAAAAUUAAAUAAUAAUUAAUAAUAAUAAUUAUAAUAAUAAUAACAUUGAUGAAAGAAGAUGAUAACUGGAAAUGGUAAUGGCGAUAAAAAUGAUGAAUCAGAACACAGUUGCGAAAUAUAUCUACACAAUCUAUUUUUACUAUAUAAAUGUAUUGAAGAGUGACAGCUAUUGAGGCCAUCAUUUGUCACAAAUUGAAUUCAGUAUAGUAGAGACAAAA